Beauveria bassiana ARSEF 2860 is the source of this 1821-nucleotide messenger RNA. RefSeq lists its product as uncharacterized. The coding region runs from base 1 to 1821 and encodes 606 amino acids. NCBI's taxonomy places the organism in Eukaryota, Fungi, Ascomycota, Sordariomycetes, Hypocreales, Cordycipitaceae. The transcript has 7 exons. The record is from RefSeq and is a predicted model, not a curated record.
AUGAAGGCCCAUCCAUCUGUUGGAAAGGCCAUCUGGCUAGCCGGCUGUAUUAGGCCCUCGCUAGCACUCAAUGUGCCCUAUGAGGACGGACUGACAAUGGGACAAGGGUAUAAUACUUUCCUCGGUCAAGGUCUACUUCACAAUGCCGUUAUGAUCGGGUCUGCCUCCAAGCGAUCCGAAGAACCUGCCGACAACAACUCGACUGGCAUAUUUGAUUUCACAGAGCCAAAUCCAGUUAUGCCUGGCGUGAGCCUGAAUGAAUACUUUACGGCACCUACGUCGGAGGAGCUUGCCAGGGUCGUUGAGGAGGCAGAAAAAGCUUCAUCUGAUAAGGAGAAAAGGGACGGUGACAGUAAAAUGAUUUCCGACACAAAGAUGACCAUGCCAGGAUGCCCAGCCGAUAUUCGAUCACAGAUUGAAUUUGUAUCCGACUACACGUCUUAUUUGAAGGCUCUUGGCGUAAAUGCGGCAUCAACUAUCUCGGGAUAUGGUCAAUCAGCUUCUGUGUCAGGCGGCUAUCUUGAUGAGUCGACAUUCUCAUCUAAUACCUUGACCUACAUUGCGUCAAUCAGUAUCAACAAACAGCGUCGAUUCUCCGAUGAGACAUUCACAUUCAACACUGAAAAAUAUGAGGCCAACCAAAGACCGUUUCCUACAACCUUUGGGAAUCGCUACAUUCAAGGUUUCGAUAUGGGCGGUAAACUCAUGGCCCGAAUUAUGCUUACCUUUGACGAAUCAUCUAGCAAGGAAGAAAUCAAGGCUACUGCUGAGGCCUCAUUCGGUUUCUGGGGAGUCUCUGGAAACCUUAGUACUGACGUCAAAAACAACCUUGAAAAGUUGAGCAAGAAGGCAAAAGUAACUGUCAACGUCUUUUAUCAAGGCGAUAUCGGUAGACAGCUACAGAGCAAAUCAGACCCUUCCGACAAGUCAAACUCUGCUCAGCAAAUAUUUGAAACGGCCAAAUCAUGGUCAGACACAUUUCUUGAUAUGGCUUGCGGUCAUGAUUACCGUUACGAGGUUCUACUUGAUCGAUACACCAACACUGGAAGCUUCCCCCAGAAUGUGUCGAUACCACACUACACUUCUGCGGGCGCGAUUGCCUACCUGGUCUUGGGGGGGAUGGUCAAGAAUACGGAACUGCGGAAAACUCUACAGAGUCAAGGAGUCUUGAGCCAGGAGGAGGACCUUAGGAUCCAACAGGACGAAAUCGAAUUAAUCGACGCCCAGAAGACAUGGAUUCGAGAAACUGCUAGGGAUCCAAGCAAUGCUCAGAAAACAGCCGAUACACUCUUCAAGCGCUCCAGUGAUUAUUUGAAGAAAUGGACCUCACACCUGGCCCCAGAGUCUCCCUAUGUUGACAUCAAGGCCUUUAACCAGUUUGAAACGCUUAGAGAUCCAGACACAAAGGCCGUGACUACAUAUGACUGCAGCCAGUGGUAUGAAUCGUAUGGUCAAGGCGGCUGGACCUGGUCCAGAUUCCGAGUCUGCGUUCCGGCGCAAACAGAGGUGUUCAAGCUCGCUGUGUUCCGGGAAAGGGGCCAGUAUCUUUGGGGGUCGGCUUGGUAUUGGGAGAAAGACGCCUAUCCUUCCUACGUGACAGCUGGGGUGGACUUGAAGAGAAUCGAUGGCAAGCCGGGUUCUUGGAAGUUCAGCUCGGGUGAGACUACCAGCAAGUCGAUCAACGUCCACGGUAGUCAAGAGAAGCUCCAGCCCGGAAGAUACAAGGUCCUGGCCAACUUUUACCAGAUGGGCCCCUACUGGGAUGAGACACCACUAAGCAAGGUGGUUGACUUUGACAUUACCGUGACUAGAUCAAACUAG